Messenger RNA from Punica granatum (pomegranate), 759 nucleotides. Lineage: Eukaryota; Viridiplantae; Streptophyta; Magnoliopsida; Myrtales; Lythraceae. The record is from RefSeq and is a predicted model, not a curated record.
UCAUUUCACGCGUAGUCAUCAUCCUCUCCGCUCCCAAUCAACAGCUUAGCUUAGCUCUACGUUUUCCGCCGGAGCAGUCAGUGCCUUAUCAUCUUCAUCCAUGGCGUCAAUCUUCGUCACUGUCCCUAAAGCCUUCUCCCUUCACAGGACAAACCUCCCUUCUUUCUCCAAUUCCUCCAGAUUAAUCGCAACCCGGAGGAACUCUCUCAGAAUCAAUGCAGUUGCUGUGAAAGUGGAGCCAUCCAAGGUCGUUCCACAAGCAGACAGAGUCCUUAUUCGUCUCGAGGAGCUGCCUGAGAAAUCGGCCGGCGGAGUUUUGUUGCCAAAAUCAGCAGUGAAGUUCGAGCGAUACCUAAUGGGUGAAGUUCUCUCUGUUGGAGCUGAUGUUGAGGAUGUGCAGGCUGGGAAGAAGGUACUUUUCUCGGAUAUAAAUGCAUAUGAGGUGGAACUGGGUUCAGAGGCAAGGCAUUGCUUCUGCAAAGCCGGUGAUUUGCUGGCUGUGGUAGAGUAGGGAGGUACAACAAUCAUCAAGUGAUAGCAUGAUUGAGUGAAAUCCCUCCUAGUUUUUGCGUUGUAUUUCUCCCACAUUAUUUUAUCAUAGAACUAUGAUGUGGCGAACGGAAAACCGGAUGGGAGAGUGUUGAUACUCUUCAGAGCUGACUGUACCAGUAUUUUGCAAAAUGUGCACCUUGCUAUUUAGUGGAAUUGGUUAAAAGAUGAAGCAUCUAUUUUGAGGCUUUAAUCUGUUGUUACACUCAA